Messenger RNA from Brenthis ino (lesser marbled fritillary), 2286 nucleotides. The record is from the annotation of a GenBank genome assembly. NCBI's taxonomy places the organism in Eukaryota, Metazoa, Arthropoda, Insecta, Lepidoptera, Nymphalidae.
AUGCGCUGUUGUAUUUCAUCGUGUAAAAAUGAUUCGAGACACGUAUCUAAGUCUGAAGGAAUUACUUUUCAUGCGAUUCCAACAGAACCAAAUAUAAGAGCAAGUUGGCUGAAAGCUCUUGGUAAAAAUGAUUGGCCGCCUCGAGAUAGGAGGGUGGUGUGCUCUGAACAUUUUCUCUGUGAAGAUUUGUAUGAAACUAAGAAUGGAUUAAGGAAAGUUAGGAAUGGUGCAGUGCCCGUAGUAAAGAAUACCUCAAAUUGUAGUUUUGAAGAUACAACAACAAUAAUGGAAAUCGAGUUAAGGGUUUGCAGAAUAUGCCUUGGUACGAAUAAAAAGCUGUUUUCACUCAAAACACAUGACUUGGAGCAAAUGUAUGAGUGUCUUACAGGGAUGUCGCCCUGCAACGACAAUUUACCACAGUAUCUAUGUUCAGAAUGUGCCCAAAGACUGUCAAAUUGUAUAAAAUUUCGAAAUAAAAGCUUAAAAGCGCAUUCUUUGAUGUUGGAUAUAGUAGAAAAAGAGAAUAUUAUAACAUUAGAAAAUUUAAAACUUAUUAACCGGGAAGAGAACCAGUUAUCUUCAAGUUUAAACCAAAAACUAUUCAACCCAGAUCAUUUCGACAUAGUCAUAGAUGAAUGCACAGAAGCUCAAAAUAUAAAGGCGGACAAAUUAGAAAACGAUUUAAAUUUAGACGAAGUGAAGAGUGAGAAGAAUGAUGAAGAAGAUAUAUUUGUGGAAACCAACGAUGAUCUAAAAACUUCGGAUACAGAAUUCUUGCCAAAGGAAUACUCAACGGAUGACAGUCUGCCAUUGGAAUGUCAAAGGAAGAAAAAGAAGAAGACGAAGAUAAGAGAAGAGAAGAAAGCGAAGAAGAAGAAGGAGGAAGUACCAAAAAUCGACAGACGUCGCAAACCUUUUUUGAAUGAUGAUUUAAAUGAAACGCUUUUUACAAUUACCGAUUUGACGUUUGAAGAACAAGUAGCGGAGAUAGAGAAAAGGCAGGAGUCGUCGAAUUAUAAAAAUUCAAUGUUCAAGUGUACUGAGUGUUUUAAAGGGUUUUUGGAUGAAGAUGCAUAUAAUGGGCACAUGACGAGGCACACAAAUCAAUGCGGGGAAUUUGAGUGUGAUAUAUGUAAAACUCAUUUUAAACAUCCUCACGCGUUAAGGAAGCAUAUAACGGCGCAUCACACGCAAAGGUUUAGUUGUAACCAGUGUCCGUACGUCACUACACAUAGACAAACAGCAAGGUUACACGAGCGUUGGCAUAAAGGAACGAAGUACAAAUGCCCCCACUGUCAAGACGAAUUUGUUAAAUUCACAACUUACAUGGGCCAUAUACGUAUAAAGCAUCCGUCCGACUUUGUCUGUGCUCUCUGCGGGUACACUUUUGUGAGUGAGAAAGGUAUUGAGUUGCACAAAAAGUUGAAACAUCGCCUUGAUGAUGGAUUGAUACCAGAAGACGGUCCACUCUGUGAACUUUGCAAUGUCAAAUUCGUCUCUCAAGACGCGUAUAGACGACAUCUGCACGUGUCUGCGAGGCAUAAUAAUAGUGACUCAGAUUCCAAGGAUUCGAACAGAGCCAGACGAGGUAGGAGGUCGAAGGAGUUAAAAGAUGUAGACAGCAAGAGGGAUAGGAGUAGAGAAGGCAGUGAGAAGAGAAAAGUGUAUCCGAGUCAAGUGAGAAAGGCAGAGGGUCCUAUACCGUGUGAACAGUGCGGUUUACAGUUGGAAGAUUCCAGAGCGUAUCACGGUCACUUCAGAAGAAUGCACCCGGACAAGAAUCGAACCAAGUACCCCUCUAUGAAAUCACCUUGUAUGUGCGAAGUGUGCGGGCGAAUGUUCCAGAGCUACGCCCUGCUGAAGGACCACCGGUGGACGCACACCGGGGAGCGCCCGUUCGCGUGCGAGGCGUGCGGCAAGGCCUUCCGCAUGCGCCAGCGGCUCGUGGCGCACCGCCGCGUGCACGCCGCGCGCCGCCAGUACGCCUGCGCGCUCUGCGGGAAGACCUUCUCCACGCACAGCAACCGCCAGAGGCACAUGUUUAUCCACACGGGUUUGAAGCCGUUCAAAUGCGAAAUGUGCGGGAAGUGUUUCAAGCACGCCAGCGAGAAGCGUGCUCAUAUAACUUACGUGCACCUCAAGAAGCCCUGGCCCAAACGGGCGAGGGCUAAACGCAGGGAGAGACCGGGUCAAGCGCAAGAAAUUGAGGAGGCUGGCAGUGAAGUGCAUAUGGCCCCAGUUUGGCCUCAACAGGAUCUCAAAUCUACGUAUUGUCAUCUUAGAGUG